AUGUCUAUGUCUAACUGUGCUGAAUUGAUAGUAUCUAACAGUGAUCUUGAAAGGGAUCUCCAAUUGAAAGAGGAAGAUGAGAAGGAUGGAUCAAAUAAACGGGAAGUGGGGCAAUGCAGACAAACAACUCCCAUAAGCCAGCAGAACUCUGCUCAAUGCAGGUCCACAGAUUGUGAUGACGAAAAUAGAAUUUCUAUUACGAUGGCUGAUGGUGAGCCAGCCGCUAAGGUUUUUCGUCAGAAAUAUCGACAUGAAAUCAACAGCUUUGUUGGUCUCUUUAUCUUGCAAAGAUUUAAUAAUGGACAUUUUGGUUUUAGUGGAACUGAAACAAAUCGUUACUCGCAGGGCGAGCUCCUUUAUGAGGUGAACCCGCUUGACCCCGAAAGUUCGAUUGAAGUUAAUAGUUACGAUGCAAUAAAGAUUGAAACAAGUUACUUAACUCUGGAGUUUCAACAUGGAGGGCAUUUUGUCGCUUUUAGUCCUGUUUUAAUAUACAAUGGAGGUAAAAUUAACAGGUUUGAUAACAUUGACCCAGAUUUGAUGUCUCAAAUUGAGGUAGAUGGCAUGGUUGAAACUCUAGGUAAUAAGAAAGAUACAGGAUACACAGUCUAUUAUAUGCUACCAAAUGCAGAUAGUGAAGAUGGUUUAAGGCAAUUGGCUUCGGAUAAUGAUGUACUUAACAUGUUUGCAUGUUAUGAGGGGAAUGAUAUUAUUAGGUUGUAUGUAGUCAUUGAGCAGAUUAAUGAAGGUAGUAGAGGUAUAUCUACUGUUGGAGAUAAAUAUGAUACUCCUACCUUUGAUUAUGAAUUCAAUAUUGAGUAUGGUUCCACUUUUUGUGAUGGUUUGCCUGAUACAAUGGUAAGAUAUGCUGACUCAUUUGAUGAUUUGGACUUGUUGUACUUUUAUGAUGGUGUGCCUGAUGGGGUGCAUUCUUCUGGUCUUGAAAAUAGAAGUAGGGUUGACAAGGAAAAGUCAAAAAUUGGAGAGGAAUGUUCCGGUGUUGGGAGGGGGAAUAGUUUUGAUUAG
Ilex paraguariensis (yerba mate) is the source of this 1026-nucleotide messenger RNA. NCBI's taxonomy places the organism in Eukaryota, Viridiplantae, Streptophyta, Magnoliopsida, Aquifoliales, Aquifoliaceae. The record is from the annotation of a GenBank genome assembly.